This is a messenger RNA of Anopheles moucheti, 1131 nucleotides long. RefSeq lists its product as uncharacterized. The transcript has a single exon. Gene Ontology annotation, molecular function: protein binding. Bases 1 to 1062 code for a protein of 353 amino acids. The record is from RefSeq and is a predicted model, not a curated record. Gene Ontology annotation, cellular component: extracellular matrix. Lineage: Eukaryota; Metazoa; Arthropoda; Insecta; Diptera; Culicidae.
AUGUGUUAUUAUCACCAUCAUCAUCCCUACAGAUACGUCCCAGUGUUGGCACUGAUAACGCUCUGGUCGGUGGUGGUUUCCGCUUACGUCUAUCAGUGUGAGCCGGGUACCGAUCCAACGGUUUGCCGCAUCUGGAACAUGCAAUACGAUGAGGAGGUAGCAGCCAAACAUCCCGACAGAGUCCCGAUUGCCAAUUUGUCGUCCACCGUACGCACCGUACACUUACUGUAUUUUCGGUACUACUUUAAACGCUACAACCAAUUGAAGCAUUACGAUUCGACGCUACACGGCACUGUGCUGCGCAAUCCGCUCAAUGUACAGAUUCACGAAACUCGGCUGGAACGCCUGUUUAUGCCAACCAAUCUGCAAAUGGGUAUUUUUACGGACAACAUCAUUACGGUGGUCGUUACCGAUCCGACCCAAACGUACGAUGUGCGCUAUUUAGACCUGGCGGACAACCGCCUCUCCAAUGUGGCGAAUCUUUCCGCGCUGACGCGAUUAGAAACACUCAAUCUCGAAGCUAAUCGGCUGAGAACGCUCGAGCCGGAUAUGUUCAAACGCAUGGACAACUUGACGCAUCUCUACCUGGGCGAUAAUCACUUCUCCUCCAUUGAUUUUAAAACGCUUCCCAAAGGUUUGCAGGUGCUGUGGGUGACGCGCAACAGCCUUAACAAGCUGAACCUGGCCGGUUUCAUACUUGCCGAAAUGAAAGAACUCGAUCUGGAGUCAAACAUGUUGACAACACUAGAUCUAGCGGCACUCUUUACGGCCUUCCCCGCACUGGAGACACUGCCGAUCGCUUACAACAUGAUCGGGAAGAGCGAAGGGAAACGGAUCCUCACCGAACUCAAGCGGCGCAAUGUGACCUACUUCAUCGGCAUGAAACGCGAUGAUUUGGAUUGUGAUUACGACGAGAUUCGCGUGGACGAUAUAUGCUUUAACGAAGCGUCCAUCAGUGAUAACUCAAUAUGGAAGGGAAUUGUCCUUUUAGUGGUAGCCGUAAUAGUGGUGGGUGUAUUUUUUCUUAGUGUACGCUGGAUUUGGUACCAAAUGCGCUAUUGAAAGCCUUGUGCCAGUGUGCUUAGUGAUUAGUUGUAAUAGUGUAAGCAGUUGUGUAGAAAGUGUACCAAU